Messenger RNA from Trematomus bernacchii (emerald rockcod), 4517 nucleotides. It is a transcript of the gene plekha7a, whose product is annotated as pleckstrin homology domain containing, family A member 7a. NCBI's taxonomy places the organism in Eukaryota, Metazoa, Chordata, Actinopteri, Perciformes, Nototheniidae. Gene Ontology annotation, molecular function: protein binding. The coding region runs from base 747 to 4436 and encodes 1229 amino acids. The record is from RefSeq and is a predicted model, not a curated record. The transcript is spliced from 26 exons.
AGCGUCUGUGCCGGAGCCGGCUUUGAGACAAACUAAAAAACAGCGGAGGGACGCAGGUGCUGUGGAUUUUAAACCUGUUCGUGUCAAGAGGAGAUGGAUUUAUAGAGCUUGUGAACUUUGGAAGGAAUUUACUACACAUGCAAAAGAGAUAAACAGAUCCUGCUUGGCAUCAGGGAUGGCUGGAGAAACUGAGGUCUCUGAAAUCUCGUCUUGAACACUGUUUGAUCUGCGCCCGAGAGUCGGAAACCCUGGAAGUUUAAUAAUUGAGAUGGGAGGUUGAGACACAUUACGCAUGAUUUAACAGGCAAAAAGAUACAGCUCAGGAAGGUUAACCUCAAAGACAUCUGUUAAACCUGAUUACACCUGAGACGGGAGGGGAAAUGACUUACUGCAGGCUGAAUUAAAGGAGUAACCUGUGAUGUCAGACCUCACCUGGGGCAGUCGUCUGAGACUCUGCUGAGUAGACUUCAUUUCCAGGUGUUCAUUUCCCACACCAGACUUGACUCACCUGACAUCAUCCCCUCCUUGUGUGAGCUCGCCCCUCAGCUCAUUUUCUCACCUCAUCUCUCGGUAAUCCCUGCUCUCAAACCCACCGCCACCAUCUCUCGUUUUCCUCCCCAUGGAGCCACUCGAGAGGCAGGAGAAGAGACGCUGAUUAAUGUGACUCCGUGUCUGAUUCCACAGCACUAGAAAUAGAAAGAAAAAGCGGCAAUACUUCUGAACUAUCGUCAACAAAAAGAGGCAUCAUGUGGAAUCAAUCUGGAUACUGCAAUCACAUUCCUCAUCAUGGAUAUCCCUUCUACCAUUCACCCUGCAGUCAUAACCAGAGGACCACGGCGUUUCGCCAUCCUGUGAGCGGGCAGAUCUCUGCGGAGAACAUGGAUUUCAUCCUGCAGGAACAGCCCCAGGGAGCUUCCUUGUUGUCCAAACCGGCCGUUGAGCUGCUGUCCAGCACCUCCGUCAGCGAGGCGUCCACCGCCAUCACCUCCUCCACCGUGGACACCACCUCCAAGGGCUCCCGAUCAGGUGGCAGGGUGCACAGCUUUGGGAAGAGAGAGCAGGCCAUCAAAAGAAAUCCCAACGUCCCCGUGGUGGUCCGAGGAUGGCUCUACAAACAGGACAGCUCUGGGAUGCGUCUCUGGAAGAGGAAGUGGUUCGUCUUGGCUGAUUUCUGUCUGUUCUAUUACAAAGACAGCAGAGAGGAGUCGGUGCUCGGCAGUAUUCCUCUGCCCAGCUAUGUCAUUUCCCCCGUGGGAGCUGAGGACCACAUCAGCCGCAAGUAUGCCUUCAAGGCUAGCCACACUGGUAUGCGCUCGUACAUUUACAUGCAGAGCUCUGUGAUUGGCUCGCAGGCGGAGCACACGGGGAUGCGGACGUAUUACUUCAGCGCUGACACCCAGGAGGACAUGAACACCUGGCUGAGGGCCAUGGACCAGGCCACGCUGAUGCAGAACAGCAGCAACACACUCAUCAGAACGUCUGAUAAGCUGGAGACGUUUGACAUGUUGCAGCAGCAGGCCGUCCCGCAGACGAACCACGUGACCCUCCAUCAGGACCCUGACAGACCCGUGGUCCACGAGGUUCUGCUGGAGCCCAUCCACCGGGCCUCAGAGGAGCGCUGCAGCCUCCACAAGUACUCUCCUGCCUCCACCACGCUGGAGCACCCCAUAGGAAGCACCGCCCUGGAGAUGGACACGCACACCUCCCUCCCCUCCAACCCCGCGCCCUCCGCCCUCCCACAGCUGGACCACGUCUCGGCCUCUGCGCCUGUCUCCAGGGUGCCGUCCCGGGCCCCGUCUCGAGCCGCCUCCACCCUGCCCUCCAGCAUCUGCACCAGGAACGGCCUGGUGUCCACGCCCAGCCCCAUCCUGGAGCCCAAUGGGAUCGCAGCGGGGACGUACCAGCGGGCGCCGGCUGACUCUCACAGGCUGCUGCACAGGAGGAGCACUCUGGAGCAGGUGGAGCAGUGGGUCAAAGUGCAGAAGGCUGAUCACAAAGGCCCCCCCUCCAGAGAGAACACCCUCCCUCGUCGCACACCACCGACCCAGCACAAGUUCACCACACCAGACGCGUACCAGACGCUGCCAAAGACCCCUCGCCAGAGCCCCACGCCCGCCCGGCUCGGAGAGUACAAGUACGCCCAGGACCGCCUCAGCCACUUCCGCCUGGCCCCCGACCCGGGACCCAACAUGGGGUCCAACCCGGGGCCCGGCACCGUGUGGCAGCUGUACGAGUGGCAGCAGCGGCACCAGUACCGGCACGGCAGCCCCACGGCACCGCUCUACACCCCGGCCCCCGACUACCCAUUCGGCCCCCGACCUCCAUCCACCGUGCCUCAAGCACCCAGGUCUGAAGGGCCCCCCCGCUGUGUCUCGGUACCCCCCACAGAUGCAGAUAUCCCUCCACCCGGACCUCCACCUGGCUCCAGCAGAACCCUGUCGCCCACACGCAGACCACACACUCCGGCUGGGCGCGUGACGGUCAGACCGGCGGGGGAACGGUCGGUGCUGGACGGCCCCUUCGCUGUGUCCCCCCGCAGGAGCAAGUCUCAGAUGCUCAAGGCUUCUACUAUUGAGAGACGGUCAAUGCCUCCAUCUGGCUACAUCACACACACCGUCAGCGCUCCCAGCCUUCAUGGCAAAACGAGUGAUGACACCUACAUGCAGCUCAAGAAGGACUUGGAGUAUCUGGACCUGAAGGUAGCUGGAGGUCAGAAGGAGGCAGGGAAACCUGUCAAGGUUGCAGAAAGUGACGUGGAUGUGAAGCUGAGUCGGCUGUGUGAGCAGGAUAAGAUCCUCAAAGAUCUGGAGGCGACCAUCAGCUCUCUGAAGGAAGAUAAGGAUAAGUUGGAGAGUGUGCUGGACGUGUCCCACCAGCAGAUGGAGCUGUACCAUGACCAGCCGGCCCACGCUCAGAAGAUCUCCUACCAGCAGAGGCUGCUGCAGGAGGACCUGGUGUCCAUCCGGGCACAAAUAUCACGCCUCUCCACGGAGAUGGCUCAGGCCUGGGAGGAGUACAACCGGCUGGAGAGGUCCAUGGAGCAGCUGAGGACGGCGCUGCAGGCUCACAUGAACCACAGUGCCACCCCUCAGCAGGAGAAAGGAGAGAUGAAGCGCGAGCUGUGGAGGAUCGAGGACGUGAUGGGGGGGCUGAGUGCCAGCAAAGCCAACUACAAGAUCACCAUCGACUCUGUCCAGAACCCAGAGAGGAAACUAGUGCCUUCGGUGUCGGACCGCUCCGUGCCUUCUCUCAGCGCCGAGGUCCAGCCUCCGCCUCGCAGCUCCGUCCCCAACGCCCGCUCCCAAACGCUGCCUCACAGCACCGUGCCAAAGUGGGCCGAGGACAGCGCCCCCCCCAGGCCUCCCCUCCCUCACCUCUACGACAGCGAGGACCCGCCCCCCGUGGUGCCGCCGCUCCCCAAAGAGGCGUCCGUCAUCCGCCACAUGUCGGUGCGAGGGCUGAAGCGCCAAUCAGACGAGAGGAAGAGGGACCGGGAGGGCGGGCAGUACGUCGCCAACGGAGAGACGGACAUGCGGUCGUACCUGAGUGAACCAGAGCUGCCAGCCCUGAGCACGGAGGCCGACAUGGACUACCUGUACUUCCAGGGCAAAGGUCUGUCAGGCCCCUCAUCUCGCCUGAACCAGUCCAACUAUAUCGCGUCCUACGUCACCCUGAGGAGGGGUGCUGGGGGCUCUGCAGCCAGGGAGAGACCUAAGAGUGCCUUGGAGCUCCUGUCGUCUCCUCCGGACGUCCUGCAGCUGUCGGGCGCUCAGCCUCGGGGCCGCAUGACGGCAGAGGAGCAACUGGAACGGAUGAAGCGCCACCAGAAGGCGCUAGUUCGCGAGCGCAAGAGGAACCUGAGCCAGGAGCGCUCCUCCUCCACCGCCCAGCGCUCCUCCUCCUCCUCCAGGCUGCCCGCCAACACCUCGGACCCCCCGGCCUCCGUGUUUGACUGGAAGGAGGAGCGUCUGGCUGCAGAGGGUCAGAGCGAUGAAGGGUGGAGCCAGGCCAAGGAGAGAGGGAGGAUCCAAUCAGAUGAGAGAGGGAGGAUCCAAUCAGAUGAGUGGGUGACGGUCACAGCCACACACAUACGAGAGGUGGAUGUGGAGCCUCUGGACUACGACCUGGAUAUCAGCCGGGAGCUGUGCAAACCUCAGAAGGUUCCCAUCCCAGAGCGCUACGUGGAGUCGGACCCUGACGAGCCUCUGAGUCCGGAGGAGCAGGAGGAGCGCGGCCGCCGGACGCAGCGCAUCAAGAACCUGCUCGCUAAGUCCAGUUAUCAGAACAGACAGCCGUCCGCUCCGCUGGACUUCGGUGAUCUGGACGCAGCUCUGCAGCAGCAGGAGAGGAUCAUGAGCGUGUCGCACGCUCUGGCCUCCGAGGCCUCACGCAAGAGCAAGCUGGUGGCAGGCUCUGAGUGGAUGGAGAGUUGGUGAACAUGUCUCCAGCCAAAGCCUCUGCAGAGCUCUGACCUGCAGGACCACAGAAGAGGAGCUUCCUGGGGGGGGGGGGGGUCG